CCCCGCAGCGGAGGCGAGCCGCGAGUUGGCUGCGGAGGUCCUGCAAGCUCUCUGAGUGCCAAGCAGUGAAUUAUGGGCUGGAUUGCCACCAGUUCACCAUGAAGAUUGGCUUCACUUUUGCCCUCCCAAGGAUCACGUACUUUAUGAAUUCACUUUCUCUUCCACCUCACUGCCACCUCCGUCAGUAUUGUCAUCCCUUCUAGGAAACCAGAAUCUGAGGCUUGGGCUUUAUCCCGGCCUUUCCUCCCUCCCAGGAACAACCAGUGUCACCUUUGUGUUCUACCAAAACAAACCACCGUGGGUUCUUUUGCCCUUCAUGAAAGUACACCGGCUGGAGAAGUACCUUCAUAUACCCUGUACUUCUGAGAUAAAGGCCUCUGGAUCCUAAAGGAUAAUUGAGAUCUUUGCUUGGAGAGGAGACACUUCUUCUCAGUCACGUGCCCUUGCUAUCUCUCUUUCCACCUGCUCUCCCUCCCUCUGUCAAUCUGUGCUCUCCUUCUCUUCCCGUUGGAUUUAACAGAUUCAGUGUUGACUGCUGGGGUUCUCCUCACAGUAGUGUGGCUUUUGUUUUUCUCCUAGUGAAGAGCAGAUUCUUGAAACGAUGGGCUUCACCCUCCACUCCAUCUACUUCACUUUGAAGGUGAGUUUGCUGCUGGGCUCCUUGCUGGGUCUCUGUUUGGGUCUGGAGUUCAUGGGCGUCCCCAACCAGUGGGCCCGCUACCUCCGCUGGGAUGCCAGCACUAGGAGUGAACUCAGCUUCCAGUUCAAGACCAACGUCUCCGCUGGGCUGCUUCUCUACUUUGAUGACGGUGGUGUCUGUGACUUCCUCUGUCUGUCCCUUGUCGAUGGGCGCAUCCAGCUGCAGUUCAGUGUGGACUGUGCAGAGACUACAGUUAUCACAGACAAGCAGGUCAACGACAGCAACUGGCACUUCCUGAUGGUCAGCCGCAAUCACCUUCGGACAGUGCUAGUGCUGGACGGUGAAGCCAAGCCAGGUGAGGUGCGUCCCCAGCGCCAGUAUAUGAAUAUCGUCAGCGACCUUUUUGUGGGUGGAGUCCCACUGGACAUCCGUCCUGCUGCCUUGACCCUUGAUGGCGUUCUGAGUGAGCCUCCGUUUCAAGGAUUUAUCCUGGAUCUGAAAUACGGCAACUCUGAGCCGCAGCUCCUGGGCAGUCAAGGGGUCCGACUGGAAAUGGAAGGGCUCUGCGCAGAAAACCCCUGUGAAAAUGGUGGCACUUGCUUUCUUCUGGAUGGCGAGCCACACUGUGACUGCUCAGCCACUGGGUAUGCUGGCAAACUGUGUUCUGAAGAUGUCAAUCAUAUUCCAGGCCUCUCACACCUGAUGAUGGGUGAACAAGGUAGAAGUAAAGCGCGAGAUGAGAACAUGGCCACUUUCCGUGGUUCUGAAUACCUUUGCUAUGACCUGUCUCAAAACCCCAUCCAGAGCAGCAGCGAUGAGAUCACUCUGUCCUUCAAGACGUGGCAACGCAACGGGCUCAUUCUGCACACCGGCAAGUCUGCUGAUUAUGUCAACCUGGCCCUCAAAGAUGGCGCGGUCUCGCUGGUCAUUAACCUGGGGUCUGGGGCCUUCGAGGCCAUUGUGGAGCCUGUCAAUGGCAAAUUCAAUGACAACGCGUGGCACGACGUUAAGGUGACGCGCAACUUGCGGCAGCACUCAGGCAUUGGACACGCUAUGGUAAACAAACUACAUUGUCUGGUGACCAUCUCUGUGGAUGGCAUCCUUACCACCACGGGCUAUACACAGGAGGACUACACCAUGCUGGGCUCAGAUGACUUCUUCUACGUGGGAGGGAGCCCCAGUACUGCUGACUUACCUGGCUCUCCAGUAAGCAACAACUUCAUGGGUUGCCUCAAAGAGGUUGUUUAUAAGAAUAACGAUAUUCGUCUGGAGCUGUCUCGCUUGGCACGGAUUGGUGAUACUAAGAUGAAGAUCUAUGGGGAAGUGAAGUUUGUAUGUGAGAAUGUGGCUACACUGGAUCCCAUCAGCUUUGAGACACCUGAGGCCUAUAUUAGUCUGCCCAAAUGGAAUACCAAAAGGAUGGGCUCCAUCUCGUUUGAUUUCCGAACCACUGAACCCAAUGGGCUGAUACUUUUCACCCAUGGCAAGCCUCAGGAGAGGAAAGACGCCAGGAGCCAGAAAAAUACAAAGGUAGACUUCUUUGCAGUUGAGCUUCUAGACGGGAACCUCUACUUGUUGCUGGACAUGGGCUCUGGGACCAUUAAAGUCAAGGCCACCCAGAAGAAAGCCAAUGAUGGAGAGUGGUAUCAUGUGGAUAUUCAACGAGAUGGAAGAUCAGGUACUAUAUCAGUGAACAGCAGACGCACCCCAUUCACCGCUAGUGGGGAGAGCGAGAUCUUAGAUCUGGAAGGCGACAUGUACCUGGGUGGGCUGCCAGAGAACCGGGCAGGACUCAUCCUUCCCACAGAGCUCUGGACAGCAAUGCUGAACUACGGCUAUGUUGGCUGUAUCCGAGACUUGUUCAUCGACGGACGAAGCAAGAACAUCCGGCAGCUGGCAGAGGCACAGAACGCAGCAGGAGUUAAGUCCUCCUGCUCCCGCCUGAGCACCAAGCAAUGCGACAGCUACCCGUGUAAGAAUAAUGCAGUCUGCAAGGAUGGCUGGAACCGCUUCAUUUGUGACUGCACUGGCACUGGCUAUUGGGGUAGAACGUGUGAGCGAGAGGCCUCUAUCUUGAGCUAUGAUGGCAGCAUGUACAUGAAGAUCAUCAUGCCUAUGGUCAUGCAUACAGAAGCAGAAGAUGUGUCCUUCCGUUUCAUGUCACAGCGCGCCUAUGGGCUGUUGAUGGCGACCACCUCACGAGAUUCUGCUGAUACUCUGCGCCUGGAGCUGGACGGAGGCCGUGUCAAACUUAUGGUCAAUUUAGACUGUAUCAGGAUAAACUGUAACGCCAGCAAGGGACCUGAAACUCUUUAUGCUGGGCAGAAACUCAAUGACAACGAGUGGCACACUGUUCGAGUCGUUCGGCGUGGAAAAAGCCUUAAGCUGAUGGUGGAUGAUGAUGUUGCUGAGGGCACAAUGAUUGGUGAUCACACACGUUUGGAGUUCCACAACAUCGAGACAGGGAUCAUGACGGAGAAACGUUACAUCUCUGUCAUCCCUUCCAGCUUCAUUGGCCACCUCCAAAGCCUCAUGUUCAAUGGGAUGCUUUACAUUGACCUCUGCAAGAAUGGUGACAUUGACUAUUGUGAGCUGAAGGCACGCUUUGGUCUCCGCAACAUUAUAGCUGACCCUGUGACAUUCAAGACCAAGAGUAGCUACCUGAGCUUGGCCACCUUGCAGGCUUACACAUCCAUGCACCUCUUCUUUCAGUUCAAGACCACUUCAGCUGAUGGUUUCAUCCUCUUUAACAGCGGUGAUGGAAAUGACUUCAUUGCAGUUGAACUAGUCAAGGGGUAUAUACAUUAUGUGUUUGACCUUGGAAAUGGACCUAAUGUUAUCAAAGGCAACAGUGACCGUCCUCUCAAUGACAACCAAUGGCACAAUGUUGUCAUCACCAGAGAUAACAGUAAUACACACAGCCUAAAGGUGGAUACUAAGGUGGUCACUCAGGUUAUCAACGGUGCCAAAAAUCUGGAUCUUAAAGGUGAUCUCUACAUUGCUGGCCUAGCUCAAGGCAUGUAUAGCAACCUCCCAAAGCUAGUGGCCUCACGUGAUGGAUUUCAGGGCUGUCUAGCAUCUGUGGACUUGAACGGACGUCUGCCUGAUCUAAUCAAUGAUGCUUUGCACCGCAGUGGGCAGAUUGAGCGUGGAUGCGAAGGACCAAGCACUACCUGCCAGGAAGAUUCCUGUGCAAAUCAGGGCAUCUGUAAUCAGCAGUGGGAAGGUUUUACCUGUGAUUGCUCCAUGACAUCGUAUUCUGGAAGCCAGUGCAAUGACCCUGGUGCCACAUAUAUAUUUGGGAAGAGUGGAGGUCUCAUCUUGUACACCUGGCCAGCUAAUGACAGACCAAGCACAAGGACAGACCGUCUUGCUGUGGGCUUCAGCACAACAGUGAAGGAUGGCAUUCUUGUGAGGAUUGACAGUGCCCCUGGGCUUGGUGACUUUCUGCAACUGCACAUAGAGCAAGGCAAGAUCGGUGUGGUCUUCAAUAUUGGUACAGUGGACAUCUCUAUUAAAGAGGAAAGCACACCUGUAAAUGAUGGCAAAUACCACGUGGUGCGCUUUACCAGGAACGGUGGCAAUGCCACUCUUCAGGUUGACAGCUGGCCAGUGAAUGAACACUACCCGACAGGGAACACUGAUAGUGAACGGUUCCAAAUGGUAAAACAGAAAAUCCCCUUCAAAUAUAACCGGCCCGUAGAGGAGUGGCUGCAGGAAAAAGGACGACAGUUAACGAUCUUCAACACCCAGGCGCAAAUAGCCAUAGGAGGGAAGGACAGAGGGCGUCUCUUCCAAGGCCAGCUCUCCGGUCUCUAUUACAAUGGCUUGAAAGUGCUGAACAUGGCAGCAGAGAACAACCCCAACAUUAAAAUCAAUGGAAGUGUCCGACUAGUUGGGGAAGUCCCUUCCAUCUUGGGAACAACACCCACAACCUCCGUACCACCAGAAAUGUCUACUACAGUCAUGGAAACCACAACUACAAUGGCCACCACUACAACCCGAAAAAAUCGUUCACCACCCAGCAUCCAGACAACAGAUGACAUUGUUUCAUCAGCCGAAUGUUCCAGUGAUGAUGAAGACUUCAUUGACUGUGAACCCAGUACAGGUAAGUCAGGAGGUGAAUUAGUUAUCCCUCUACUUGUAGAAGACCCUUUAGAUAUCCCUCCUAUUGCUACUCGUGCACCUUUCAUUACACUUUCCCCUACCUUUCGCCCCCUCCUCACCAUUAUUGAGACCACCAAAGAUUCCCUGUCCAUGACCUCUGAGGCGGGGUUACCUUGCUUGUCGGACCAAGGCAGCGAUGGUUGUGAUGAUGAUGGCUUGGUGAUAUCUGGGUAUGGCUCAGGGGAAACCUUUGACUCUAACCUACCCCCUACUGAUGAUGAAGAUUUUUACACCACCUUCUCCUUGGUAACAGAUAAGAGUCUUUCCACUUCAAUCUUCGAAGGUGGCUACAAAGCACACGCACCCAAGUGGGAAUCCAAGGACUUUAGACCUAACAAAGUCUCCGAAACUGGUAGGACUACUACCACGUCUUUGUCCCCUGAGCUGAUCCGCUCCACAGCUUCGUCCUCGACUGGGAUGGUGCCCAAAUUGCCAGCCGGCAAAAUGAAUAACCGUGAGCUCAAACCCCAGCCUGACAUAGUCUUGCUUCCGUUGCCCACUGCCUAUGAGCUAGACAGCACAAAGCUGAAGAGCCCGCUAAUCACUUCCCCCAUGUUCCGUAAUGUGCCCACAGCAAACCCCACGGAGCCAGGAAUCAGACGGGUUCCGGGGGCCUCAGAGGUGGUCCGCGAGUCGAGCAGCACAACGGGGAUGGUCGUCGGCAUUGUGGCUGCUGCUGCCCUCUGCAUCCUCAUCCUCCUGUACGCCAUGUACAAGUACAGGAACAGGGACGAGGGGUCCUAUCAGGUGGACGAGACGCGGAACUACAUCAGCAACUCAGCCCAGAGCAACGGCACGCUCGUGAAGGAGAAGCAGCAGAGUUCAAAGAGCGGCCACAAGAAACAGAAAAACAAGGACAAAGAGUAUUAUGUGUAAAAAAGAAUACUUAUUU
Molecule: messenger RNA, 5699 nt
Organism: Cygnus atratus (black swan)
Lineage: Eukaryota; Metazoa; Chordata; Aves; Anseriformes; Anatidae
Gene: NRXN3
Product: neurexin 3
Exons: 23
Coding region: 602-5683 (1693 amino acids)
Source: RefSeq, a predicted model, not a curated record